GUUUGGCUGAGGGACGGGCCCGGCGAGGGAGCGGACGAGGGCUAUUGACGUGCUCGAGGUGCAUCUGCAGGCCUGCUGUAGAUAUUUGUGGUCCAAAUCUUGAGUGACUGACCCUUGCUGCUGACUGGCCACUUCUCCCUCAUGCCACUUGGACUAGGCCGUCGAAAGAAGGCCCCACCACUGGUGGAGAAUGAGGAAGCUGAGCCCAUUCGCAGUGGGCUGGGCGGGGCGGGGCUGGGCAGUACAGGGGGGGUAGCAGCGCUUCAGCCUGGUCUUCCACCACCACCAGCCAGUCUUCGCCCUCGGCUGGUGUUCCACACCCAGCUGGCCCAUGGAAGUCCCACUGGCCGGAUUGAGGGUUUUACCAAUGUCAAAGAACUGUACAACAAAAUUGCUGAGGCCUUUAAAAUCUCACCAGUUGAGGUUAUGUUCUGUACCUUAAAUACCCAUAAAGUGGACAUGGACAAGCUGUUGGGCGGUCAGAUUGGCCUUGAGGAUUUCAUCUUUGCACACACGAAGGGUCAGAGGAAGGAGAUCGAGGUGUUCAAGUCUGAGGAGGCUCUGGGCCUGACCAUCACAGACAAUGGUGCUGGCUAUGCGUUCAUUAAGAGAAUCAAGGAAGGGAGCAUUAUUGACCGGAUCAAAGUCAUCAACGUGGGAGACAUGAUCGAGUCCAUCAAUGGUCAGAGCCUUAUUGGCUGUCGACAUUAUGAGGUUGCCAAAAUGCUCAAGGAUCUGCCCAAAGGCCGCACUUUCACACUGAAGCUCACUGAGCCCCAGAAGGCUUUUGAUAUGAUCAGCCAGAGAUGUGCAGGAGGCAAACACAGUGGAAGCGCUCAGCUUGGCACAGGAAGGGGCACUCUGCGGCUUCGGGCCAACGGACCAGCCACCGUGGAGGAACAGCCAUCUGCAUUUGAGCAAAAGGCUAUUGAGAAGGUUGAUGAUCUUCUGGAGAGUUAUAUGGGUAUCCGUGACACAGAACUAGCUGCUAUCAUGGUGGAGCUGGACAAAGACAAGCGGAAUCCGGAUGAAUUUGCUGAGGCACUGGAUGAACAGCUGGGUGACUUCGCCUUCCCUGACGAGUUCAUCUUCGAUGUUUGGGGAGCCAUUGGUGAUGCCAAGGUUGGGCGCUACUAGGACUCUGUGUUCUGCCGGAGCCUGCGGGCAGGACCAUAGGGCAGCCCACUGGUGGGCAAGCCUGGCACACCCAGUGUUCUCCCCCUGAUGCUGGGCCACCCAUCUCUUCUCCGUGGGGCUGGAGAAGUCCUAGAGCAAUAAGUUCCCUUUGUCAGUGAUUGGCGCGUAAUGUGAAUGAGGGCCAGAAGCUCUACUGCUGCAGCUGCUUCCCACCUCUCUCAGCACAGGGACUCCCUCGGUCCUGAGUGCCGCCAGCCGGGGGUCCAGGCUUUCUAGGGGCCGGCACGUGGGUCACACGGCAGGCUCUUCCUGGGGAGGUGCAGAUGCUCCUUGCUGAUUUGAGAGUCUCCCCUUGCACGAAGGGGAGCAUAACUAGAUCCCCAAUUAAACUGGGGGGGGGGGGGGAUACAUGGCUCUUGGUUUCCCAGUGGCAGCAAUCCUGGGGAAUCGCACAGCACUGUGUAGGCGAUAGAUGGGGCGGGGUGGCCUUAGUGUAAUUUUGGAGGCCCUGCUAGAUCCCUGUGGCGGCUGGGGGAGGCGGAGGCAUAUGCAAAAGCGCAGCAGAAGCUCCUGCCUGAGGACGCUGCGCCCUAAGAACCUGAGCACCCCCUGCUGGUGCACCUCCAGUCUGGUUGGUACGAGAGAGAGAUGGGCAAGUUCCUCCCCUUGCAGUGGGCCUGGUUCUGUAGCAGAGCCACAGCCGUGUGUGUGUCUCUCCGCGUCCUGAAUGCACACACGCACACGUUCCUUUGGGUGUGUUUCACUUGCUUUGUGUCCCUUUGACCUUUGUAGCUUUCGGUAAGACUUGGCAGGUGCCCUGUAGACCCUUCUGGCCCUUGGCAACAUGCAAACCACAGUGUAAACAAGCUGGGGGGGGGGGUGUAAGCAACUCUCCCUCUUACCUAGAGAUGCCCCCCCUUCUUUGCACAGAUAGGCAGCAGCUCUGCCCCAGAGCGUCCAGCUAACUGGAGCCACCGGUCCCGUCCCGUAACUGCCAGUGCCUGUGAUUGCAAUUCCUUCUUCCCCAUGCUCUGUUGUCAGUCACUGGGGCAUGGAUCCAGCCUGAUCACAGCUCCCACUUGUCCUCUGGCUAGUAGCCCCCAUAAGCACAACUAGUAGCCGUCGAUGGCAACUUUGGCUGAAGACGGCACUCGGAACCUCGGCUGUGCUCCCCGCCCGUGAACGCGGGUGGCUUUGUCGCGCCCUCUUUAUGCUCUCGCACCCUGUUACUGCCCUGGAGCGAGGUGUGGUUUCUGCUCCCCUCCUUGCUGUCCCACAGCUCUGCAGCUGGGCUGCUCGCCCUUGGCGACUCCUGCGGUUUGAGUACUGCGAAGGCCGCCCCACCUGCGGGUCACACGGUGUGAGUGCUGAGCCCGCCAUGCCAGUGGUGCUUCCCCCACAGCUGCUGGAGAGAAGCUGCCCUUACUGGUGGGUUCUAGGGCGCUCCUCUGCUCAAAGCGCUUCUCGCGUGCAGUUGGAAGCCACCUCCAAGAGCGGCGGCAGCAGCAGGACUCCCUUGCCGUCUGGGAUUGGGCACCUCCUGGUCUGUCUCGACUAACCGCCCACUUUGUCAUACUGACCUACCUCCCAGGGUGGCCCAGGUAAUGUCUGUAUAGCUCCCUCUGUUAAAUUAUUUAUAGUCUCACUCUGUCUCUUUCUGGCACACACUCCCCCCUGCUGGGCCUCUGCCCUGCGCUGCAUCCCAGUACUGUAGUUUGGGCACAGUCCAGUUUCCCCAGGAGCCAAGAGGGUCUCCCUCAAGUACACCUCGAAGCCCCAGUUUUACCUACUGUACCCCUAAAACACUCAUCCCAGGUAGGAUGUGGGGCCUUGCUGCCCUUCGUGCCCCACACCUCAAGCUCAGGCGAGGCGAGGCUUCUACCAAGCCUCGCGGCUUUCCUGUGUCCUGCCACGGGAAGCCAUUUGAGUAGACCAGGCCCCCUAUCCUGCCUGGGCAUAUUUUUGUAUUCUACAUGUAAAGCAUCUUUAAGAUAAAAUAUAUUGACACUACUAAA
This is a messenger RNA of Varanus komodoensis (Komodo dragon), 3152 nucleotides long. RefSeq names its product GIPC PDZ domain containing family member 1 (gene GIPC1). The record is from RefSeq and is a predicted model, not a curated record. Gene Ontology annotation, molecular function: protein binding. The coding region runs from base 142 to 1137 and encodes 331 amino acids. The transcript is spliced from 8 exons. Lineage: Eukaryota; Metazoa; Chordata; Lepidosauria; Squamata; Varanidae.